Hippoglossus stenolepis (Pacific halibut) is the source of this 562-nucleotide messenger RNA. It is a transcript of the gene ndufs5, whose product is annotated as NADH:ubiquinone oxidoreductase subunit S5. The record is from RefSeq and is a predicted model, not a curated record. Gene Ontology annotation, biological process: mitochondrial respiratory chain complex I assembly. Lineage: Eukaryota; Metazoa; Chordata; Actinopteri; Pleuronectiformes; Pleuronectidae. Bases 150 to 470 code for a protein of 106 amino acids. The transcript has 3 exons.
CAGUCCAGCAGGGGGCAGUAACGCGCCUUCAGGGGUUGUUUUCCCACUGCCGUAAACUCGGAGAAGAGGUCGUGCGGCGCUUCUGUGUCGUAAAGCAGAACGUGUGGUGUCGCAGGAAGGUUAAAGCAGAAACCGACAAAACCAGCAUCAUGCCGUUCGUGGACGUGCAGUCGCGGCUCGGCAUCAACGUCGACCGCUGGCUGCUGCUGCAGAGCGGAGAGCAGCCCAACAAACGGGCGGCUCGCUGCCACGCCUUCGAGAAGGAGUGGAUCCAAUGUGCCCACGGCAUCGGGCAGACCCGCGCCAAGAAGGAGUGCCAGCUGGAGUUUGAGGACUUCUAUGAGUGCAUGCACAGGCAGAAGACACACCAGAGGCUGCAUGUGAUCCGUCAGCAGCGCGACAAGAUGGUGAAGGAGGGCACCUACACGCCACCCCCCUGCCACACAGGCAAGGCCAGCCCGUCGCUGUGAGGGAGCGUAACGCGCCACAGCUCUGUUCUUGUGUAUAGAAAAAUCAGAUGUCACUAUUUCCUGUUCUGCAAAUAAAUGUUAUCAUCCCCUUU